Molecule: messenger RNA, 7379 nt
Organism: Loxodonta africana (African savanna elephant)
Lineage: Eukaryota; Metazoa; Chordata; Mammalia; Proboscidea; Elephantidae
Gene: CDCA2
Product: cell division cycle associated 2
Exons: 15
Coding region: 1262-4324 (1020 amino acids)
Biological process (GO): regulation of chromosome segregation; regulation of mitotic nuclear division
Cellular component (GO): nucleus; chromosome
Source: RefSeq, a predicted model, not a curated record
CCUUUUUCCCCUCCCACCUUUUUCUCCUCCCGCCCUUCCCCUCCCUCCACCCACUUGGACUCUCCUCCCUUCGCCACCUUCCUUCUCUUACUCACAGACAAAUACACACUCUCCGUCCCACACCCCAGGGUUGGCGGGUCCUCCUUCCCACCCCGCCCCUAUGCUCCUCAGCCUGCCUGGGGCCCUUCCCCCACCGCUCCGAGACUGACUCUAAUUUCCACCAAUCAACGGGCAGGAAUGACCGGCAUUCAGCCAAUCAUGAUCCUGCACUGGGAGGGCUCAUACGAACCCAGACGGGGUGGAGGGAGGGAAGAGAGGUUGUAGACGGGAAGGGUUAUCAGCCAAUUAGAGCAGAACCCGGAGCCCACCGGCCGCUCGAUGCAUAACUGGGCAGGCGCAAAACUAAUACUAGGCAGCACAAGAAGAGCUUAUCUGCAUAUGAAGGCGGGGUUUGGGGAAAAGAGCGGAGCGCUAGGAGUGACCUACACCGCUCUAACCCCGCCCACUCUCAACCCACAAAGGAAACGGCUGCAGCCAGGACUGGCUGAUUGGGUAAGAGCCCGCCCGUCGUUCUGUCUUGAUUGGCUCAAAGGUUCUUUUCGAAGUUCGCAGCAUCCAACCGAAAAGUGGGGGGCGGAGUUGAAGUGCCAACCGAAGGGUUACUCCGCGAGACUUACAUGGAAAGUAGUCCCAUAACCCAAGAUAGAAGCUGGUUUUUCUGGCCAAUGGGUCACCCUCAGCUAUCGGUGGCUUCUCGCUCAGUGCAGGCAGCGAGUCCGCUUCCUGCGACAGCGAGGUAGAGGCUUGGGAGAGUUGGAGGUGCAAGUGGACACGUGCGGCUGGUUGCCGGCGUAGAGAUCUGUGGGGCUACGCUCUGACGCUGAGGAGGCGGGGUCGGCGAUUUGAAUUCAGCGGCGGGGGAUCGCGGAGCGGCUGGAGGUGAGUGUUUAGGUAGAGGGGAACCUCCCCGGUUGUGGUGUCGGGCGGCGGGGAACCCUGAGGUGGGCAGGAGCCAGAGAGAAGAACGGCGGAGCAGCCGUUUACGAGCUACUGCUCAGCCCCGGUGGCUGCCAGCUUAGCGAGCAACAGUUGAUUUCCCAAGCCGAACCUUCAGGCACGUAGAGCCGAGGUCAAGAAACUUGAAGAGAUAGAGACAUCGUACCAGGCCUUCCCCCCAGUUUUGCUGACACCGUCUCUCGUGUGCUGCAGAGAUUUCAAUAUAAACCGAAGCGACAGGAAAUCAAAGUUGCGGGAGUGAGAGAUGGAUACCAGUUUAAAAGGCAAGGAGCUCCUUGAAACGAAGGACAAAGAGUCUGCUAUUAACAAUGCUGAAAAUACCUCUUUCAUGUUGGGAAAUGGGGAGCUUGUAACUCCUCAGAAACAUGAAGCAGAAGUGACGCCUAAUCUUUGCAGACCAGACAUAUUUAAAUCACCUUUGAACUUUUCCACUGUAACUGUAGAGCAAUUGGGAAUUACACCUGAAAGCUUUGUUAAGAACACUCCAGGAAAGCCAUCAUCUUAUCUUAAAAAAUCUAGACGGCGUUCUACAAUUGGUGCUCGGGGCUCUCCUGAAACAAACCAUUUGAUUCGUUUCAUUGCUCAGCAGCGAAAUUUAAAGAAUGCACAGAAAUCUUCUUUGGCACAGAAUUCCCCUUUUCAGGGCAGUCCUCUACUGUAUCGAAAUGUUAAUUCAUUAAGAGAGCAAAUAUCUGCCUUCCAGACAGCUUUUCACUCCAUAAAGGAAAAUGAGAAAAUGGCUGACUGCCCUGAAUUUUCAGAGGCAGAGAGAGAGUUCGAGACCGCAGACUUCAGUAUCAAAAAAGACGGUGUUAGUGUCCAGCAGCAGUCUGGCUUCUCUGCGAAGCUACCAUCCAAACGUCGGAGAAUAUCCUAUCAGAGCAACUCUGAUGAAAAUCUGACUGAUGCUGAAAAAAAAGGAAAUGAUCUCCAGUUGUUCAAUACUGAUACUUUUCCCAGUACAGCUAGAACGUGCUCUGUUGAGACUUCACCUGCAGAUCUUUCUGAGAAAUCUGGACCUGGUUUAUCACAGCCUGGGUGGUUAGUUGAAGAGUGUCUUCCACUUUCAGAUCUCGCAGAGGCUCCAAGUGGAAUCAAGCUUGCUGACCAUGUAGAGGGCAAAGGAUCAUGUGGUGCUGUUUCACAGAAAAAGCCGUUGGAGGACAGACUGAGGGAAGCAGUGAACACAGACACAGCUCCUGACGUCAGGUCACCAGUUACUUCAGUAUGCAAGAAGGACAUUGCAUCCUCUGAGACCUUUGCACUUCGUUCAGUUCUGAAAAAACCCUCUGUUAGGUUGUUUCCAGAAAGCUUACAGGAGCACUGUGACAACCUCUGUGAUGAUGGGACUCAUCCAAGCUUCAUCUCAAAUCUUAGAAACGAUUGCAAAGAACAAAAAGCAGAACAUCAAGAAAAUCAUAAAGUACCAGCCUUUCUAAAUGUAAGGAAGAGGAAGAGAGUUACUUUUGGAGAGGACCUAAGCCCUGAAGUGUUUGAUGAAUCAUUGCCAGCAAAUACUCCAUUGCAAAAAGGAGGAACACCUGUUCGUAAAAAGGAUUUGAGUGGUACCAUCCCUCUGGGACUUGAGCACUCACCAGUUCCUGAGCAGUUACCUCAACCAAAUUUUGAUGACAAGGGGGAGAAUCUUGAAAACAUAGAACCACUUCAGGUGUCGUUGGCAGUUCCGAGUCCUCCUAGUAAGUCUUCAGGGUCUGAGACUCUUUCAGGCAUUGAUACAUUUAGCUCUUCAAAUAACCAGGAGAAUACAUCUUCCUAUAAAGGUGGUAGAAUAACACGUACCUCUAACAGAAGAAAUCAAUUGACUAGUUUUGCAGAAGAGAGUGUUUGCAACGUAUUUAAUACUGAAGCCCAGCAUUGUAAAGAAAAGAAAAUUAACAGGAGAAAGUCUCAAGAAACCAAGCACACCGACAGAGGACUUCCUAAAAAGAAUCAGGUUUUAAAAAGUGGCAGAAAGAAGAAAGGAAAGGGCAAGAAUGUUAAGAAAUCUUUGUAUGGGGAAAGAGAAAUUGCUUCUAAAAAACCUCUGCUGAGUCCUAUUCCUGAGAUUCCAGAGAUCUCUGAGAUGACACCUUCAGUUCGGAGGAUAUAUUCAGAUAAUUUCAACUCAAAUGGCAAACUUGAAGAAGUGCUGAAGCCUAAAAAUCUCACUAGAAGAAAAACUCUUUUGACUCAGAUGCCAGAAGACUUGCAUAUGAAUCAAAGUUUUGAUAAGUGUGAUGUGUCUGAAUUCUGCAACUCUUACAUAAAAAGUUCCUCAUUGCUUGGUAAUGCCACUUUUGAUCAAGAUUCAAAUAUAAAUACUGUAGGAGUUAAUGAAAAUGAAAAUAUUCCAAAAGCAGAAAAUCAACUGGAAAGUGAAAAUGAACUAAAAACUGAGGCUGGGAAUGAAAACAGUCGGAUUUCUUGUGCUUCUGUGACUGAAGAAUACGUUUUAUCAGAUUAUCCACAAACAGGUUUUAUCCUGCAGCCCCAGGAGUUUGCUGCUGGUCAAAAUGUGGAAAACCGUUGUCGAGUCUUUAAAAUUUCAGAAGAUCUAAGCAUAAAGUGUGAAAGACCGGAUGACUUCUCAGUAGCAAUAGAGGAAAAACCUAAAUCCAGUGGUUUAAUGUCUGACUCACAGAAAGAAGAUGUCUUCAUUGAAAAUAUAAAAAAAACUGACGGUCAAUGUGAGAAUUUGGCGAAAAAAUCCCUAGAAAAUAGUAGUGAAAUGACUUGUAAAGAAAGGAAACAUAGAAGACGCUCCAUGUGUUAUCCUGGUGGUCAGAGUUCACACUUGGAAAAAAAUGGAAGUCACAAAAAUACCAACAGGGUGAGCAGCUCUGGAGGAAUUAAUUUAGAAAAUUCUGAAUUAUAUCAAGAUUUAUCUGACGCUAUAGAGCAAACCUUUAAGAGAACAAAUAAUGAAAUAAAAGUGAGACGUAGCACGAGGCUACAGAAAGAUUUGGAAAAUGAAGGACUUACAUGGAUUUCCCUUCCACUUCCUUCCACUUCCUGCACUUCUCAGAAAACUAAAAGGAGAACAAUAUGUACAUUUGACAGCAGAGGACGUGAAAGUUUGUCUUCCAGAGAGGAAACUGUUACCUCCAAACAAAAACCGGGUAUGCCGUCCUCAUCAGGUAAAGAAAACAGUGAGGGCCCUGCUGCUAAUUCUGCUCAUCUACUUGGCAAGAGAAGGAUGAGCUUCUGUACAUCUAUACUUGGAAAUACUAAAAAUACUACUCAGUCAGAAUGCUACAGAAGAAGAUCCUUUCUCAACCAGAAGGAAAAAAGCUCUCUAAAUGACUGAAGGAAUUGGCUGUGUCGGAGAACAACUGGCAUUUCCCGCAGAACAUUUGGCAAGAGAGAAGGUAACCACCCAUGUUUAAAAGAUUCUUUCAUUCUAGGUCCCGUUCUUUGUUCAACAUCAAUGUUUUAAAAGUUUGAAAUAAAUAAAAUCAUUUGAGUUGAACCUAAUUUUAAGUGGAAAUAAGUGGUUUUCUUCAUCAUCCAGAAAGAAAACACUAUUAAUAUGUUCUUGUCUCCCCCAAUGGCAAAUGCCUUAUUAGUGUCUUGCAAAAAGGAGUUUUUUUUUUUUUAAGAUCCAAUGCUAUGUCUCUUAAUUUUUAUUUCAUGCGAGCGGUGCAUAUUUACCACUGUUUCGAAAGCCUCUGUUACACUAUACAAAGGUUCUUUUAGAAUUGGCUGAUUAAAUCUGGAUAUGAAGAGUUUAAAAAAAAUUUUUUUUAAAGACAAAUUAAUGUACUUAAUGGGACUUUAUGAAAAUUGAAGGCAAUAUAAUCUUGAAUACUGAAAGAAAGUAGAGUAAGAUGUGUGUUUAUUUUAAAUACAGCAAAAAAAAAACUGGUUAAAAAGACUUUGACAAUUGGUAGGAAAAAUGGAAAUUAUAAAACUUGUUUUCCCUUUGGGUUAAAGUUAAGAGAAGCUUUGAUGAAUUGCUUUACCAGUGUUAAAUGAAAAUUUCAUUUUAAUAGUUAAAGUCUUAAACAUGAAAUCUCUGAAAAUUCUUUUAGUAACCAGAAUUUCAUAAAUCCAUCACUAUAAAAUGAAUAUGUGAUUUAUAAGUAACUCAAAUGUGAAAACAUUCUUUCCUUCAAAAAAGAUUCCUGUAUGCUUUGUGGUGCAGGGAUGGGGCUUGGUUGGUGGUGAAAAUAUAGCAGUUUUGUUAUCAGAUUAUUCAGGUUGGUCACAGGUAACUCAGGAUUCUAUUCAUGGUUCUCUAAAAAAGAAGAGCAGAAACGUGCUUGAAGGUGCCCUAGAAAACUAGUUAACUAGCAUGAAGGAUGGUGAUGGGUUACUGAUUUUUUUUUUUUAAUGGCAUUUUCCAACAGUGCUAACUUUUUAUUUCGUCAUAUCAGAUACUAUCGCUUGUUUCAGCUUUUCGAAAAUAUUUCCUAUAGUUAUUUUGGUGAUAGCUGUUUUGAAAUCUAAAUUGCUAUAUAUCUUGAACUUGUGAAUGUGCAUAAAUCAUUGUAUCAUUAAACAGUUGUCUUUGAAAUCCUUUAAAUCAUCAAACUCCCCAUCUCCAUGAUAGCAGAAACAUGUUAACAAAUAGAGCUCCCUAUAAAUAACACAACAGGGAAGAAAGCUCCUGCUGAGUUGCCCAUUUUCCCCUCCUUAGAUAGAGACUAUUUGUUACCUUCUUGGCACCAGCAGGUCUGGAACUCCUGCUGCUACGGACUAAUGUAUUUUACAUUAACACUCAAAGUGAUCCCCAAUUUCUUCACUAAAGGGUGGAUUGUUUAAAAGAUUCCUUUUAUCUUUAUACGUAAAUUAUUUAUGGACUCCCUCCCACCCCUUUAUAAUUUAGUGUGGUUGGCAAAUCCGUAUCACUGAAAACAAAACAAAAAAAGAGCUAAUUAACUUCUUGUGAAGACUUUAGUUCUUAAAACUAGAAAGAAAACAAAAGGAAAAAAGAUCAGAAAUGGAAGCCUUUAAAAGUGGAGUUUUUUUUUAAGUUUUUGUACUUGCCUUCUUUAACAUGAAAGCUAAAAAUAAACUUUAUUGCUUAUUUCUCCCCUUUUUACUAUAUGACAAAAUGUUAUUUGUAUUUUUAAAAUUGUACAUACUUUGCUUUAUUUAUCAAAAAGUGCCAAUGAGGACAAGAGAAACAUUCUGAUCUGUGAUUUUGGUGUGAUAAAUCAACUAUAAAAGUAUUCUAUCUUCUAGCAGAUGGAGCUAAAAAAGAAAAUAUACACUUUAUACGUUCUGUUGGCUUCAAAAUGUAUCAUUAAAAUAUUUUGUUGAUGUCUGCCACUAACGAAUAGGCAGUGUUCCUAAAAUGAACAGGUCUGUAAUUGUUUCUCAUUAGUGCUUAAACCAAAAACUUGACUUCAAAAUAGUUUUUUCCUACCUUACCGUUUUUACUGCAGUAACCUCUGACGUUUUGCCAUAGAAAGUUUCGUGAUCCCAUCAUCUUUUUUGCUGGUGUAGAUUCUUGUUUGUUCCAGAAGAUGGCAGCAAGGCACCUGAAGUUCUUUCUUCCCAUAUGCGUACCCACAAAGCCAGGGCAGCUCUGAAUUGUUGCAUGUGCUUCCCGUUAACUUUUAUGUUUACUCAUUUUUAUUAUAAAAGUAAUAUGUAUUUAUGGGGGCGGAGGAAGGAACAGAACUGUACAAAAGUAGAAAAACUGACGCUCCAUGCAAUCAUCGUGCAGCCGCACCGUCUUCUCCUCAUCCUGAGCGUCCUAUGUAUAGACACUGUUAACAACUGGCUUGUAUUUUCCAGACCUGUGUACACACGAAUAUUAGUUUUGUUGCUUUUUUAUGGCAUCACUGUAUGUGCCAUUCUGUGCCUUGAUUUUUUUUUAAUUCAACAAAAUACCAGGAAUAUCCUUCCGUCUUACCAUGGGGCACUCGAAUGACAGUUCAGUCUUUAAGUGUAUAAAUUGAAUUAUAUGAAUAUGUGCUUUGGAUAUCUGUAAUUCAGUUAGCUGUCUUCUCACUAAUGGAUACUAGUUGUCUCCGGUUAUUUACUAUGGAAAAUUAUGCUACAUUGGGGCUUGUGAGAAAAAGUCUAUAAGAUCAGUUCUUUGAAAAUAAAAUGGUUACUAAGUUCUCUUCCAUAGGUCUUACCUGGCAAAUCUCCCUUAUAAACACUUAAGUGCGGUUUAUAGAGGUAUAAUUUACCUACAAUAAAAUUUACCCUUUUUAAGUAUAUGGUUUGAAUUUUGGCAAAUGUAUAUAUAUGCUCAUGUAACCACCAACACAGUCAAGUAAUAAAACUUUUGCAUCAUCCCAAAAGUUCUUUCCUGCAGUCAACCCCUCUCCCUGACCUACAACCCUUCGCAACCACUGACAUGAUUUCUGUCCUUAUAGUUUUUGCCCUUUCCAGAAUGCCAUAUA